Hibiscus syriacus is the source of this 1197-nucleotide messenger RNA. RefSeq lists its product as uncharacterized. Bases 1 to 1197 code for a protein of 398 amino acids. NCBI's taxonomy places the organism in Eukaryota, Viridiplantae, Streptophyta, Magnoliopsida, Malvales, Malvaceae. The record is from RefSeq and is a predicted model, not a curated record. The transcript is spliced from 3 exons. Gene Ontology annotation, biological process: protein ubiquitination. Gene Ontology annotation, molecular function: ubiquitin protein ligase activity. Gene Ontology annotation, cellular component: cytoplasm.
AUGGCUUGCCGUUACUUCAUCAGUAUCAGGCAAGAACACGAGAAUGAUUUAGAACAACUUGGUUUUACGAUCCCACAUGAUCUUUUCCACAUAGAUGUAGAGAUUCGUUGGAUUUGGCCUCUUGACCCCCAAGUAACCUCAGAAACCUUCAACCAAUCCAUCGUCGGUCGUCGUGACUUGUUUUUAUCCGAAGAAAAUGGUCGAAACAUCAUACGUUCGACGGUCGCGGACUCGAGAGCAUCCCCAGAACUCAUUGAUGCUGUCAUUGUUCCUGAUAUAUUGUCUUUCGCAAGGGAUGUCGAUAGUUUGCCUAUGAACAUUGGACGUCACGUAAUCAACUUGAGAGCCGAAUUGCUUGUUGAGGUGAGUCUUGAUGGCGAGAUCGAUGAAUUGAUUGAUGAAUCGAUGAGGAUUUCCGUGAAUUUCAGGCCUGCGAGUAAGUCGUCUAUCGAAGCUUUGAAAAGGGUCAAAUGGGGUGAUGAAGAUGAGGUUCAUCUUCCGUUAAAGAAGAGGAGGAAACCGGGCGAGGGUUUGAGUUCAAGAAAAGGUUGCGCAAUCUGUUUGGAUGAGUUCUUGGAUGGCGACGAUGUCGCCUCGACGCCUUGCGCACAUGUUUACCAUCACGAUCAUCCAAGACAACGGACUUCUUUAGAGCAUCUUGCUUCUAAUAUCCCGCAUCGUCGUCUCCACAUUGAUAUAGAGAUUCGUUGCACUUCUUCUCUUAAUCCGGAGACAACCUUGGAAACCUUCAACCGGUCCGUUUUCCCUAAUAUCUUGUCUUAUGCACGCCAUGCCGAUAGUUUAACUGUGAACCUUGGACGUCAAGUAAUUAAGUUGAGAGUCGAGAUACUCGCUGAGGUGAGUCCCAAUGAAGAGAUUGAUGAGUUGGUCGAUGAAUCGUUGGUGAAUUUCAAACCUGCAAAUAAGUCUUCUAUUAAAUCUUUGAAAAGGGUUAGAUAUGGAGGCGAUGAAGAUGAAGAUUAUCUUCCGGUGAAGAAGAAGAGGAAAUUGGAUUUGGGCGAGGGUGAGGGUUUGAGUUCAAGAAAAGAAUGCGUCGUUUGUUUGAAUGAGUUGCUCGACCAAGACAGGGUUACUUUAAUGCCUUGUGGCCAUAUUUAUCACUACGAUUGUAUUAUUAAGUGGUUGGAAACAAGUUAUUUGUGUCCAUUGUGUAGAUAUGAAAUGCCAACUGAUUGA